Molecule: messenger RNA, 2857 nt
Organism: Dermatophagoides pteronyssinus (European house dust mite)
Lineage: Eukaryota; Metazoa; Arthropoda; Arachnida; Sarcoptiformes; Pyroglyphidae
Product: endothelin-converting enzyme 1-like
Biological process (GO): protein processing
Cellular component (GO): plasma membrane
Molecular function (GO): metalloendopeptidase activity
Source: RefSeq, a predicted model, not a curated record
UUCGAUUAUCAAUGAAGAUAUUAUUAUUUUUUUUGUCAUUUUUUCUUUCAAAUAACUGUUGUUGUUUUUUUUUUACUUGGUGACCGAAAUUGAUUGAAUGGUGGUCUUCGAAUAACUUUCUUUGACAACAACCAAAACAACGACUAAACAGUUUUCUUUUUUUUUCAUUUACGUAUACCGCCGUUAUACAACUACGCCGUUAAAGCAUUCAUAACGUUUGAAUGGUUUUUGAAUGGAAACAACAAUAAAGAGGCCAAUAAAUGGUCAUCAUCGUACCGGUGGCUACGACGACGACGACGACAACGAUAGCAUUGAUUAUCAACAAAAUCAACCACAAGAACAUGAUUCAUUAACAUUCGAUGGUGAUCAUUAUAAUGAAACCGAUAUGGAUUAUGAUGAUAAUCAUGAUGAUUUAAAAGAUAAAAAAAUUAAAAUGGAAUUUGAUGAUAAUGGUGGUGGUAAUAAUCAACAACAAAAACAACGUAAAAAUUCAACGAUAAUAUCAACCACUAAUAAUCGAUUACAAGCAAAUUUAUCAAAAAUAUUAAAUAAUCGUCAACAUAGAAUUCAGGCAUUUCUUCUACUAAUUAUAUUUAUUCUUGGUCUAACAUUAUUAAUAAUCGGUAUCAAAGUUUUAUUGGUUACAUUUGCAUAUGAACAACCGAUUUGUGAUUCAUCUGAUUGUCUUUAUACGGCUGCACGUAUUGCAGCGAAAAUUUCACCACCAUUAACCUCGAACAACAACGACAAAAAACAUAAACCAUGCGAUAAUUUUUAUGAAUUUGCAUGUGGUCAAUGGAUCAAGGAUCAUCCAUUAGAUGAAUAUUCGGGGAAAUAUUCUAUAAAUGAUGAAAUUCAAGAUCGAAUUUAUCGUAAUCUUAAACAUUAUUUAGAUCGUAUCCUAUUGACUAUACCACAUGAUGAUCCAUUUUAUAAGACAAAAUUUUUCUAUGAAUCAUGUAUGAACCUGGAAGAAAUUGAUCGAAAUUCAUUGGAUUAUAUUAAACAUGAAAUUAUUGAUUCAGGUGGUUGGAAUAUUAUUGGUAAUUGGCAUGGACCUAGUUGGCAUUCUGAUCGUACAUUGGAAAAAUUACAAACCUAUUACGAUGUUGAUGCUUUUUUCCGUAUAACAGUUGGUGCUGAUGAUUUGGAUCCACAAUUACCAUUCAUUAUUAAGAUAUAUCCAUCUGGUUUAGGUUUGCCACGGAAUUAUUAUUUUGAUCCUGAAUAUAGACAGAUUGUUGAAGCAUAUAAACAAUAUAUGAGUGAAACGGUAAAAAUAUUCAGUGCAACUAAAUUAGAUUCAAGUCAAUUUGCCGAAAAUACAUUUAAUUAUGAAAAACGUAUUGCCGAAAUAAUGCCCGACCGCUUGGAUUAUAGUCAUCCAGCGGAAAUGUUUCAACGAAGAUUUUCAAUUCGUGAAUUGAAAAUUAUUGCACCAUCAAUCAAAUGGCUGAAUUUAUUGCAAAAAUAUUUUGAAAAAGCAAGAUUGAAUGAAAAUACACGUGUUAUGCUUGCAUUUGAUUCAUAUUUUCGUAAUAUUUCAAAUAUUAUUUCAACAACCGAUAGUAAAGGUUUGAAUGAUUAUCUAAUAUGGAAACUGAUCAGUUCAUAUGCACCAUAUUUAUCAAAAGAAUUUCGUAUUAUUCAUUAUAAUUUUCAACAAGCAUAUCUAAAUUUACCAUCAAUAAAUUAUAUUGAUGAUAAAGAUCGAUGGCGAUUUUGUUUGGAAACAACCAAUAAAUAUCUUGGACAUUCAUUAUCAGCACUUUAUGUUGAAAAUCAAUUGAAAACGAUUAUGAAUCAUACGCAAGAAGUAAGAUCGAAUAUUGUAAAUCAAUUGCAACGUACUUUAUUGGAUAAUUAUCGUUCAUUCAUCUGGUAUGAUCCAACAAAUGAAGAUGAUGGUAUGGAAGGAUCUAGGAAAUUUAUCAAUAUGAAAUUAAAACAAAUGGAAAUCCUAAUUGGUUAUCCACAAUUUUUACUGAAACCAAAUCUUGGUGGUUAUUAUUCGGAAUUUUUUACAAGUAUCAAAUUUCUACAUAAUAUUAUUGAAGGUAUAAAUUUUCGUCAUAAAAAAAUGGAAAUGUUAUUAAGUCAAAAAAAUUUCGAUCAUUCAUGGCCAUUGGUUGCAUAUGAUUUGCACUUACAUUAUGAUUAUGCAUCGAAUAAAUUAUUUGUACCGGCUGCUAUUUUACAAUUACCUUAUUAUGAUCAACAUUCACCAAUAGCCAUUCAAUUUGGUUCAUUAGGAUUUCAUCUAGCCAGUCAUAUGUUAAAAGCAUUCGAUUUGAUUGGUCUUUAUUAUAAUCUUCCUGAUGGUCGUCUGUCAAAUAAUCGAAAAUUUAUCGAAGAUGUUGAUCUUAAUCGUGGUUUACGUUGUCUUUCUCGACAGAUAAAUUCCAUAUCAAAUCAUCAGUUCAAUACAUCUGUUUCACAAACAUAUAUUGAUUUGGGUGCGCUGAAAAUGGCUUGGUUAGCAUAUCAACAACAGGAAUCUGAACGAAUAGAAAAAUCACCAUUAUUACCAUCAUUGCCAUACAAUAAUGAUCAAUUAUUUUUCAUUUCAUUUGCACAGACAUUAUGUGCAAACAUAAAGCCAAAAACAAUGCAAACACUUUAUGAUGAUGAUAAUCAUCAUUGUGGAUCAACAUCAAUUACCGAACCAUUACCCGAAUCUAUACGGGUUAAUGUUUUAUUUAGUCAAUUUUCUAAAUUCCAUAAUGUGUUCGAAUGUUCGAAUGAUCAAUUGAAAUCGAAUAAUGUAAUUGAGGCUGCUGAACAAUGUCAUCUUUGGAAUUGAUUUGAUGAUUUUCAAACAAAAAAACAAAACAACACAAAAAUUCAUUCAUUGUAA